GAGCGGCGACGGAGUAGUGAGACGCGCGGGGUGAGGCUGCAGCUAACUCCGCUUUCCGCGCACUCGGCUGCCCAGGCGCUCGGGACGCAGCAGCGGCGCUUCUCCGCGGGGCCCAACGCCCGCGAUGCCCGCUUAGGAGCGUGCGGCAGCGGCUAGCAUCGCCCCACCAGCGCGGCACAGCCCUCGCGGCGGCCGAGCGGGGCUAGAGCCCUGCACCCCCACCCCGCCCCCCACCCUGAAAUGACUUGUUAAUCGGAGCAGACACCACCGAAGGCGCUCAGCGGAGUGGAACCCAAGUGGAAAUUGGAUUUGGCGAAGAGUUUCUUGAACAUUUACUCCUUUCUUGUUGGCUUUUUUCCUCCUUUCUUUUUUUUCCCCCUCCCUCCCCUUCUCCGCCUGUCAUUGGAGAUGAACACAGCGCGUUUGCAUCCCAGAAAGUAGUCGCCGCGACUAUUAGCCCCCAAAGAGACAAGCACACAUGUAGGAAUGACAAAGGCUUGCAAAGGAGAGAGCGCAGCUCGCGGCCCGGAGAGAUCCCCCUCGAUAAUGGAUUACUAAAUGGGAUACACGCUGCACCAGUUUGCUCCCAGCCCCGGUCGCCUGCCCGUCGAUGCACCGAAAAGGGUGAAGUAGAGAAAUAAAGUCUCCCCGCUGAACUACUAUGAGGUCAGAAGCCUUGCUGCUCUAUUUCACACUGCUACACUGUGCUGGGGCUGGCUUCCCAGAAGAUUCUGAGCCAAUCAGUAUUUCGCAUGGCAACUAUACAAAACAGUAUCCGGUGUUUGUGGGCCACAAGCCAGGACGGAACACCACACAGAGGCACCGACUGGACAUCCAGAUGAUUAUGAUCAUGAACCGAACCCUCUACAUUGCUGCUAGGGACCAUAUUUAUACUGUUGAUAUAGACACAUCACACACAGAAGAAAUUUAUUGUAGCAAAAAACUGACAUGGAAAUCUAGACAGGCUGAUGUAGACACGUGCAGAAUGAAGGGAAAACAUAAGGACGAGUGUCACAACUUUAUCAAAGUUCUUCUAAAGAAAAAUGAGGAGACCCUGUUUGUCUGUGGAACUAAUGCCUUCAACCCUUCCUGCAGGAACUAUAAGAUGGAUACUUUGGAACCUUUGGGGGACGAAUUUAGUGGAAUGGCCAGAUGCCCUUAUGAUGCCAAACAUGCCAACGUUGCACUAUUUGCAGAUGGAAAACUUUACUCGGCCACGGUGACUGACUUCCUUGCUAUCGAUGCAGUCAUUUAUCGGAGUCUUGGAGACAGCCCAACCCUACGAACUGUCAAGCAUGAUUCAAAAUGGUUGAAAGAACCAUACUUUGUCCAAGCCGUGGAUUAUGGAGAUUAUAUUUACUUCUUCUUCAGGGAAAUAGCAGUCGAGUACAACACGAUGGGAAAGGUCGUUUUCCCACGGGUCGCUCAGGUGUGCAAGAAUGACAUGGGAGGGUCGCAGCGCGUGCUGGAGAAGCAGUGGACCUCUUUCUUAAAGGCGCGCCUCAACUGCUCCGUGCCUGGAGACUCUCAUUUUUAUUUCAACAUACUUCAGGCGGUCACAGACGUGAUUCGUAUCAAUGGCCGUGAUGUUGUUCUGGCAACCUUUUCCACACCUUAUAACAGCAUCCCUGGCUCUGCCGUCUGUGCCUAUGACAUGCUCGACAUUGCCAGUGUUUUCACCGGGAGAUUCAAGGAACAGAAGUCUCCGGAUUCCACCUGGACCCCGGUACCCGACGAGCGUGUGCCUAAGCCCAGGCCGGGGUGCUGCGCCGGCUCAUCCUCCUUAGAAAAGUACACGACCUCCAACGAGUUUCCAGAUGACACCCUGAACUUCAUUAAGACACACCCCCUCAUGGAUGAGGCCGUACCUUCCAUCAUCAACAAGCCGUGGUUCCUGAGGACCAUGGUGAGAUACCGCCUGACCAAAAUCGCUGUGGACACUGCCGCUGGGCCCUAUCAGAAUCACACUGUGGUUUUUCUGGGAUCCGAGAAGGGAAUCAUCCUCAAGUUCUUGGCCAGGAUAGGAAACAGUGGUUUCCUCAAUGACAGCCUUUUCUUGGAGGAGAUGAGCGUUUACAACCCUGAAAAGUGCAGCUAUGAUGGCGUAGAGGACAAGAGGAUUAUGGGCAUGCAGCUGGACAAAGCCAGCAGUGCUCUGUUCGUCGCCUUCUCCACCUGUGUGAUCAAGGUUCCCCUCGGCCGCUGUGAACGACACGGGAAAUGUAAAAAAACCUGUAUUGCCUCCAGAGACCCGUAUUGUGGGUGGGUCAAGGAAGAUGGUGCCUGCGCCCAUCUGUCACCCAGCAGCAGACUGACUUUUGAACAGGACAUUGAGCGAGGCAAUACAGAUGGCCUGGGAGACUGCCACAAUUCCUUCGUGGCACUCAAUGACAUUUCAACUCCUCUACCAGAUCAUGAAAUGUCUUACAACACAGUAUAUGGGCACUCCAGUUCCCUCUUGCCGAGCACCACCACGUCAGACUCGGCGGCUCGCGAGGGCUUUGAGUCUAGGGGAGGCAUGAUGGACUGGAAGGAUCUGCUCCACUCACCGGACAGCACAGACUCUUUGGGGGCAGUGUCGUCCCAUAAUCACCAAGACAAGAAGGGAGUGAUUCGGGAAAGUUACCUCAAAGGCCACGACCAGCUCGUCCCGGUCACCCUCUUGGCCAUCGCGGUCAUUCUGGCCUUCGUCAUGGGGGCCGUCUUCUCGGGCAUCGUCGUCUACUGCGUCUGCGACCACCGGCGCAAGGACGGCUCGGCCGUGCCGCGCAAGGACAAGGAGCUGGCGCACUCCCGCCGCGGCUCCAUGAGCAGCGUCACCAAGCUCAGCGGGCUCUUCGGCGACGCGCAGUCCAAGGACCCCAAGCCCGAGGCCAUCCUCACGCCCCUCAUGCACAACGGCAAGCUGGCCACGCCGGGCAGCACGGCCAAGAUGCUCAUCAAGGCCGACCAGCACCACCUGGACCUGGCGGCGCUGCCCACGCCCGAGUCCACGCCCACGCUGCAGCAGAAGCGCAAGCCCAGCCGCGGCAGCCGCGAGUGGGAGCGCAACCAGAACCUCAUCAACGCCUGCACCAAGGACAUGCCCCCCAUGGGCUCGCCGGUGAUCCCCACGGACCUGCCCCUGCGGGCCUCCCCCAGCCACAUCCCCAGCGUGGUGGUGCUGCCCAUCACGCAGCAGGGCUACCAGCACGAAUACGUGGACCAGCCCAAGAUGAGCGAGGUGGCCCAGAUGGCGCUGGAGGACCAGGCCGCCACCCUGGAGUAUAAAACCAUCAAGGACCACCUCAGCAGCAAGAGUCCCAACCACGGGGUGAACCUGGUGGAGAACCUGGACAGCCUGCCCCCCAAGGUGCCCCAGAGGGAGGCCUCCCUGGGGCCCCCGGGCGCCCCCCUGUCCCAGAACGGCCUGGGCAAGCGACUGGAGAUGCAUCACUCUGCCUCCUACGGGCUGGACUAUAAGAGGAGCUACCCCACGAACUCGCUCACGAGAAGCCACCACCAGGCCGCCACGCUCAAAAGAAACAAUACUAACUCCUCCAAUUCCUCCCACCUCUCCAGGAACCAGAGCUUUGGCCGGGGGGACAACCCGCCCCCCGCCCCGCAGAGGGUGGACUCCAUCCAGGCGCACGGCUCGCAGCCGGCGGGCCAGGCCGUGACUGUCUCCAGGCAGCCCAGCCUCAACGCCUACAGCUCCCUGACACGCGCCGGGCUCAAGCGCACGGCCUCGCUAAAGCCCGACGUGCCCCCCAAGCCCUCUUUCGCUCCCCUUUCCACCUCCCUGAAGCCUAACGAUGCGUGUACAUAAUCCCAGGGGGAGGGGCCAAGGGUUGAACCCGCAGGAAAGGCGAGAGAGACGCCGGCUCAGCUCAGCGAGGUCCUCCACGGCCUGCGUACCCGCCAGACCCAGACGGCCUGUGCCAGCGUCAGCGCCCUGGGCCUCCCCUCCGGGACCCCCGGCCCUCCGGAAAAUCUCGCCACGGGGUGUGGAGGUUUGUGACCGACUCACCUCCGUUCACUACCUUCACGCUCCCCGACACCCUACACUACUAGGUCGGAAUCACAAAAGACUUCAAAGGAUCAUCACAGACAUGAGCCAAAAGCACACCCCCAACACACACACACACAAACACAGACACACACACAGACACACACACACUACAUCACUCCCAGGGGUGAACAGCCACUCGAAUAUUUUCUCCAUGACCACACAGGGCGCUGCCAAAUCGGGCUCACCCUCCAAGCCGCAAAAACACUACAUUUUUUUUUAAAUCAUGAAAAUUAAAAAGACAAAAAAAAAAAGAAUUCAUUGAUAACUCUAACUCAGAUUUUAACAAUGGCAGAAGUUUACUAUGCGCAGAUACUGUGAAAUGCCCACCAGUGUUACAGCUUUCUGUCCUAGCAGAUGAAUGCCAUGUUGGGCCAUGAUGUCGAUGUCGUAGAUUUCUGCUCCUCCUCCUUUUAAUGAAAUAACGUGACCGUUAACGCAAGUAACUCUUUAUUUAUUGUUCACCCUUGUUCUCCUUAAGGAAAGGACUCAUCCACAUGCCAUCCUAUGAACAGCUCUUCAGAAAACCCAUUGAAAAAGUUAAAACUAUUUAACGUGAAAUCCAUUAACUGGAAUAAUUGAGUUUCUUUAUUUUUACAAUAAAUUCACUGAGUAAAUAAGUUGGA
Messenger RNA from Sorex fumeus (smoky shrew), 4674 nucleotides. RefSeq names its product semaphorin 6A (gene SEMA6A). NCBI's taxonomy places the organism in Eukaryota, Metazoa, Chordata, Mammalia, Eulipotyphla, Soricidae. Bases 662 to 3808 code for a protein of 1048 amino acids. Gene Ontology annotation, molecular function: semaphorin receptor binding; chemorepellent activity. The transcript is spliced from 20 exons. The record is from RefSeq and is a predicted model, not a curated record. Gene Ontology annotation, biological process: positive regulation of neuron migration; negative regulation of axon extension involved in axon guidance; neural crest cell migration.